This is a messenger RNA of Eublepharis macularius, 3542 nucleotides long. RefSeq names its product zinc finger protein 420-like. The record is from RefSeq and is a predicted model, not a curated record. Gene Ontology annotation, biological process: regulation of DNA-templated transcription. Gene Ontology annotation, molecular function: DNA-binding transcription factor activity, RNA polymerase II-specific; RNA polymerase II cis-regulatory region sequence-specific DNA binding. The coding region runs from base 540 to 2903 and encodes 787 amino acids. The transcript has 6 exons. Lineage: Eukaryota; Metazoa; Chordata; Lepidosauria; Squamata; Eublepharidae.
GGAGAGGAGGCAGCAUUGGUGGAUUUCACAGCAGACACCCACAAUUCCAGCAUGAGCUUUUGUGAGUCAGAGCUCACCUCUUCAGAUGCUCUUUUGUUAAAAAUCUAUGAUUAAGAAAAAAAUCAAUAUUGGCUUUGCAGCAGGUCAAAGGUCCAGAGCUUGCUUUUAUAGAAGAAUCUGACAGAGGGUAAAGGUGGUCUGCAGCUGCAGGUGGAGGCUGUUUGGGGAGGAAGACGAGGGGACAGCCAGACCCAGCUGAUCCAAAAGCAAGAAAAGGCCCUAUUUCCACCAAGGCUGAGAGCAGAAGGGGACCGUGGGAAGGAACCGUGCAGAGGAGCCUGGGCGACAACAGCUUCCCUUCAGAUGUGAAGAGCCAGCACUUCAGGCAGUUUCUCUACCAGGAGGCUGAGGGGCACCAAGAGGUUUGCAGCCAACUUCACCAUCUUUGCCACCAGUGGCUGAAGCCAGAAAGGCGCAGCAAGAAGGAGAUCCUGGACCUGGUGAUCCUGGAGCAGUUCCUGGCCGUCCUGCCCCCGGAGAUGGAGAGCUGGGUGUGGGAAUGCAGGCCAGAGAGCAGCGCCCAGGCGGUGGCCCUGGCAGAAGGCUUCCUCCUGAGCCAGGCAGAGGAUGAGAAGCAGGAGCAGCAGGUGCAGGAAUGGAUCGUGCAGGAGGGUUAUAACAGAACAACUUUUCCAGGUGGUAUCUUAAAACCAGUGAUACCUUCUUUAACAUCACUUUGUGGCAGAGAAAAAGCCGCUUCCAUGCAGCAGGACUUGGGUCCAGUGACCUUUGAGGAGGUGUCUGUGCACUUCACGGAGGAGGAGUGGGCCCUGCUGGAUCCAGACCAAAGACGCCUUCACAAGGAGGUCAUGGAGGAAAACCGUCAGAAUGUGGCCUCUCUGGAGCCUGAAGGUCCCCAGGAAAAGCUCAAGGGAGGACCACAAGAGCUCCCUCUGGAAGGGAAACAGCAAAGAAGAUGCACUGGAACAGACCGGAAGAGGGGGAGUGAAUCCUCUGCUUCUCAGGGUACUGAAUCCCAGGACUUCCCCCCAGAGCAAGGACAGAUCAGUUGCCCUUUGUGUGGAAAAACAUUCAGCUAUAAAUCACUGUUUGAUAGACACUGGAGAAUCCACAGAGGGGUGAAACCGUAUCAAUGUUUGGAGUGUGGAAAGGCCUUUGUUCGGAAGGGACACCUUUUGGAGCAUAAAAACAUUCAUACGGGGCAGAAACCUCAUAAAUGCUUGGAAUGUGGUAAGAGCUUUGCCCGAAGUAAAGAUGUUACUAUCCAUCGUCGAAUCCACACAGGGGUGAAACCGUAUAAAUGUUUGGAGUGUGGAAAGAGGUUUACUCAGAGUGCCAACCUUACUGCACAUCAACGUUUCCACACAGGGGAGAAACCAUAUAAAUGUUUGGAGUGUGGGAAGAGCUUUGCUCAGAAGAUACAGCUUUCUGUCCAUCAACAAAUCCACACAGGGGAGAAACCAUAUAAAUGCUUGGAGUGUGGAAAGAACUUUGCUCAGAAGAUACAGCUUUCUGUCCAUCAACAAAUCCACACCGUGGAGAAACGAUAUAAAUGCUUGGAAUGUGGAAAGAGCUUCCAUGAGAGAGGAAAUCUUACUAUCCAUCAAAGAAUUCACACAGGGGAGAAGCCUUAUAAAUGUUUAGAGUGUGGAAAAGCCUUUGUUCGGAAGGGACAGCUUUUGGAACACAAAAAUAUUCAUACAGUGUGGAAACCUCAUAAGUGCUUGGAUUGUGGUAAGAGCUUUGCUCUGAGUAAACAUCUUACUAUCCAUCGUCGAAUCCAUACAGGGGAGAAACCAUAUAAAUGUUUGGAGUGUGGAAAGAGCUUUGCUCAGAAUAAAUACCUUACUACCCAUCAACGAACCCACACAGGGGAGAAGCCAUAUAAAUGUUCUGAUUGUGGAAAGAGCUUUGCUCGGAGUAACAACUUUACCAUCCAUCGACGAAUCCAUACAGGGGAGAAACCAUACAAAUGUUCUGAGUGUGAAAAGAGCUUUGCUCGGAGUAAAGAUCUUAUUACCCAUCGACGAACCCACACUGGGGAGAAACCAUAUAAAUGCUUGGAAUGUGGAAAGAGCUUUAUUCACAGAGGCGCCCUUACUGUCCAUCAACGAAUCCACACAGGGGAGAAGCCAUUUAAAUGUAUGGAGUGUGGAAAGAGCUUUGUUGAGAGUUCAAAACUUACUGUCCAUCGACGAAGCCACACAGGGGAGAAACCAUAUAAAUGCUUGGAGUGUGGUAAGGGCUUUGGCCAGAAAACAAAUCUUACAAAGCAUCAAAGAAUUCACACCAGAGAAAAACCUCAUAAAUGCUAUGAAUGUGGAAAGAGCUUUGCUCAGCGUGAAAGCCUUACUGUUCAUCAACGAAGCCACACAGGGGAGAAACCAUACAAAUGUUCUGAGUGUGAAAAGAGUUUUGCUCGGAGUAAAAGUCUUACUUCCCAUCGACGAACCCACACAGGGGAGAAACCAUAUAAAUGCUUGGAGUGUGGCAGGAGCUUUGCUUUGAUUGGAGGACUUGCUCGUCAUCGACAGAUCCACACAGGGCAAAAACCAUUUCAAUGCUUGGAGUGUGGCAAGAGCUUUGCUCUAAGUGCAUACCUUACUGUCCAUCAACGUAUCCACGAAGGAAAGAAACCAUAUAUAUGCUUGAUAUGUGGAACAACUUUCAACCAAUACACAGAGCUUAGCUUCCAUGAGAGAAUCCAUGAAGAAGAGAAAUCAUCUAUAUAUUUGGAGUGCGGAAAUGGAUUUCUUGGGAAUGGAACUUUUUCUGUCCCUCAGCAUAUCCAUACAGGAGAAACCAUACCCUGUCUUCCUCCUCAACAGAGAUCCAAAAUGACUUACAUUGUUCUCCUGCCUUUCAUCUUUCCCUCUCAGUAACCUUGCUGAAUGAGUCACUGACUCACAGUCAACUUCCAAAGGGAUAGGUGGGAUUUGAACUUGGACAGACACUCUAACUGUUCCAGGUACUGAAAGUGCUAUUUAGCCAGCUAGCUUUCUCAUUUUAAUGCUAUAGGAUCUGCUGAGACUGUACUGGCUUUUGAAUAACUUUAUUCUUUCUAUGGUGGUUGUGGAUUUUCCAGGCUGUUAUUCAGUAAAGAUUUCUCUAUUUUAUCUGUUUUUAUAAUUUAUAUUAAGUUGUAUUUUAAUCAAUGUUGUACCUCGCCCUGAGUCCGCUUGUGGGGAGGGCGGGUUAAAAAAUAAAAUAAAUAAAAAAUUUAAUUUAGUUUAUUGGAUUUAUACUCCGCCCUCCCCACAUCAGCAGGCUCAGGGUGGAUAAUAACACAAUUUAAAACAUGUUUAACUAACAUUAAAAUUAUAAAAGUACUACAUCUUAUCAUUAAAAUUACAUUUAUAUAAAUAUAUAUAUAUAUAUAUACACAUAAAGAGCAAAGAAACAAGGCAGCACAUCAUUUGAUUUGGAUGUUCCAUACAGCAGUUCUUCCCAGAACAAAAAUAUAAAAAGAUGGACAACGACAUUGCAUGGGAGGGCAUAUGGUUUAACCCCCCCCCCAAUCU